AUCAAGGGUCUGACUCAGUAGAAGGCAGUUUCCUAUGUUCACCUAAUCCUCUAAAUCUCAAAUACUUGCAACGGAGGCCACAUCACAUUUCACACAUUGGAGGAGCAUGCAUCUCUGCCUCUCAGGAACAAGAAACCCAUAUUCUAACGACUGUUUCUCUCAGAAUGUUGCAUUGCGCUUUAAAGGGAAAAUAGCAUUCAACUCCAGGUGGAUGUUUUGCAGCAGAUGAGCUGAAUAGAACCCCUUGGAUGAGUGGAAUGUCCCAUGCAAAUGAACAGAAUCAUUGGAACUGCCAACCUAACAAUGACUGAGGAAGCUUCUCUGUGGGUUCCAUGCCAUUCUUUGGCUUCUCUGUGCGAAUCUUUGAAGACACUUUUAUUCGAGAAACCCUGCUGAUUAGGGACCUGAAGGAGACUUUAGGGGUAUACGAGUCUGGAUUCUAGCUUCUUUGACAACGUGGGCAUUUGCCAUUGAUGAACACAAUUGAGGAGAAAGAAGGCGUGAAAAGCAGAUUGUGUGGCGCUGUCCUUUCAGCACCAUGGCCAGCCACAGAUACUCUGGCUAUUUGGCAGAUGAUGAAAGCCUCAGGGGACCACAGAUGAGCCACGGAAGAACUGAUUAUGACUGGAGAAACUUGCUGAGGCCACCAUCACGCUGCCAGUACCGGAAUCGAGACUCUGCAUCUUCUGCUUCUGCUUUCAGUGCCCGUACAAGUGAAAGGGGGAAAAAGAGACGUGAAACCACCUCUGGAGAAAGCAGCCACGUUGCCAAUGAAUUUUCAGAGUUUGUGGAGUUCUUAGCGGAUGAAGAUGUACUGAACAGUCUUCAGAACAUUGUAGAGGACGCAGUCCGCAAGCUCUGUGAUGUGACAACGGAGGAUGGCGAGCAUGUCUUUGACCUCCAAGAAGAUUCUUCCUCAAGCCCAGAUAGUGCGUCUUGGUCGUUUUCCUACAGUCAUACAUGUGGCGAUUCCAGUUCAGCACAAUCACAGUCUAAGUAUAAUACAGCCACCACUGUAACCACCACCACCACCACCACCACCACGUCCAGCUCGGAUGAUGACUGGGAAAGACAGUACAAGCGAAUGAGAGAGCCUAAAGUGGAUGGCAGAGUGUGCCUCUUGAAUAAAUAUGCUUCCAGGCUCCCAAAGCUAAGAAAGACGUCUGCAGGAGCAUCUGGAGGAUUUCAUGCAGAGACAUUUUCGCAACGAUCCAGGGAUAGUUACUACCGGCAAGAACGCUUCCACAUUUGGGCCAAACUGGCAGAGGCUUUUCCUUGUCAACCACCACCAAAAAAAGAUUAUUUCUCAAAAUUUCAGAAACCGUCACCCAAGCAAUCGUGUUCCAUCGAAUCCCUUCAUAAGGAAAUCACGAAUGUUUUGAAACGACCAACCCACAGUAGCAUUCCGCUGUACUAUCCAGGGUACCAGCCUUUCCAUGCUCUUGAUUUCCUGGAAGAAAACAAAAUCCUUGCUGCUCUUCAAGAUAUUAUAAACCAAGCUGUUCUCAGAGUACUGGAGGCAACCAUGACAGAUGGAAUCCCAUUUCUUAACCUUUUUGAUGAGCACGGCCAAGCUUUGAUGAUAUGGGACACUUCCAUGGUGGAGAGUGAGGAAGAAGAAGAAGAAGAAGAAGAAGAGAAAAUGGCACCAAGUGGCUCAGCAGAAACUGGGAGUGGGGAAGAAUCAGGAUCCGGGAGCGGGGAAGAAGAUGGAGACUCCAAAUCAGCAGAUGGGAAAAAGAAAAAGCGGAAGGGGAAAUCUAAAAAGAAGAAAAAGGUUUCCCCCUUGCCGACGGAAGAAGAGAAGGUCAAACAGAAGUACACACCACCACCACUUCCCAAAUCCAAACGAAAAUCGAUGGUACCUGAAGAAGCUCAGCGCAAGCCAAAAUAUGUUCCACCUCCGCUCCCCAAAUCAAAGCCAAGGCCGCCACCUGAGGAACCUCCACCCAAACCAAAAUACGUCCCACCUCCACUUCCGAAACCAAAACAGAAAAAGCAAGAUUCGAUACAGUCAGAUGCGGAACCCCAAGUAAAACAGAGGACUCUUUCGAAACAUAUUAUUACUCCCAAGGACAUCAAGCGGGCACGCCUGCAAGCUCGGCCUCUCCCAAAGCAAGCUAUCAUUGACUUUUUGAUCGAAAAUGCAGCCAAGCUUUUCAUAUACAAAUACAACUACGAAACCCUGUUAUCUGAGAAGCUGGGGUUCAUCUCGGUUCCUGUGACGAAGGUUCUCCUCGAGAUCAUGUUUGGCUAUAAGAGGAUCAAGGGCAGCGGGAUACGGCUAUCCUCUCAAAUUGACUGGUCUAAAGUCUACGAGGAGAUCUAUGCACCACGUCCACCUAAGCCCAAGAUCCCGAAAAUCAAAAGUGUUGAUAAGAAGAAAGCGGAGGAGAAGAAAAAGAAGAAGAAAGCUGAGGAGAAGAAGACAACGAUAACACCACCACCAACGAAACCUGUGGAGAAGAAGACUGUUCUUUUUAGACCUGGUACUCCCACUGGCAAAGUGGUGCUAACAAAGACACGAGUUGAGCAAGAGGUUGUACCCAAAAAAACAAAAGAAAAAGUUGUUACCGAGCAAGAGGGUAGACAAGGGCCUAAGACUGUUCAGCAAGAGGUUGCACCCAGAAAGACAAAGAAGAAAGUUGUUACCGAGCAAGAAGGUAGACAAGAGCUUGAGAUUUAUGAGUUACUUCCUCCACAGGUGCCCGAAACACCUCCAGAAACUGGAGAGGACUAUGAGGGACAAACCCAAUCAUCAACUACUAAGGAGCCUUUAAGCAUCACCAAUGAUAGUUCUAGGAGGUCUGUUACUUCUACAUUCAGCUCAACCCGACUUUCUGAAAGCCAGUUGCCCACUGUAUCCUCAAAGCAACCAUCUUCUCGGAAAGCCAGCACUCCCCCAGAGAGCAAGAAGACGCCUAUGACUGUAUUACCCGAGGUGGAACCUGCAGAUCAGCCACCUGGAGAACUCCUGAAGAAAGCCUCGUCUUCUCGCAAAGCUAGCAUUAACGAGGAAGACAGCAAGAGGUCCACCACCUCUCUGCCUAAAAUCGAAAACUGAACAGGUAUACUACUAAUAAUAAAAGAUAUAGAUUUGUAUGCUGUAACGGUUAUGUAAUUUAUAUAACUCUGCUGAAUCCAAAUACCUUCCUGAGGGCUCCUGGCCAGGCUCACAACUCAUGUGCAGGUGUAACAUUUUCUGCAUUUUUUGGCUGUCUACCUUAGCUUCCACGGGGCAAAGACAUACCGGCACCAGAGUGGGGCAGAGGCACCUUCUUCAGAUGCCAUUUGAUUCCUGCUUCCAUUUUUUGGUAGAAAUUCCAUAAGCAAUUUGCACACAUUGGGCAGGAUCCAGACCAAAUGGCAAUUCUAAGACUAAGGGAACCAGGCAAGUUACUACUUUUUCUACAACUGCAGCCAUAAGCAAAAUUUCAAGUCGAUAUUAUAUAUACUCUCUGGCAAGAGAACAUCUCCUACCAUACGGCCAUAUUUUUUACAACGUCCUUAAAUGUUAUAGUGUCUAAUACUAUAGAGUCUGCAAUGGGCAAAAUACGCCAUUAAUGGAAUCAGAAAUGAUGUCCAAAAAUUCUGUUCCCAUUACCAACAUAUUUUGCAUGUUUCAGACACUAUCCGUACCAUUUAAGGGUUUUGUAAAAAUCUGAACUUCUAGUAAGAGAUGUUCUCUUGCCAGUAGGUGUGUGUGUGUAUUUAUAUUUGAAAAUUUACUUAGGGUCUCGUUGGAAUGCAAAACACUAUAGAAAAAAGCCAUGUGGAGUGGGGAAUCUGUAGCUGGGAGAUGAUAAAGAGUUAUCCUGCUCCCAACUCCUCCCAUGAGGAGGAGCUUUUCCUCACCUAAAAAGACCUUUCAGUCUUUCCCAUGGGUAGAACUUGCAUUCUUGUGUGUGGACCCUCAACCUCUCUCACGAGUAGAUGGAGGUCUACUUGUGCUGUACUCACAAGUACAGUUUCAGCAGCCUUUCUCGGCACCCACUCAAGCCCUUCUCAUUAUCUGAUGACAAACCAAUGUAGCCACCAUUUGUUUUCUAGAAUGUAAAGGUCCAUUUCUAAAUUGUUACAUCUUCAGCCAUUUUGCAUUAGAUCUGCACCAGAUUUGGAGGGGCGUGUCACAUGACAUGUAGCUGAUGUUGGCAAACAUUCAGGCAGAUUGGACAGCUUAGCUUUUAUUACCAAUAAUUAAUUAUACAUAUUUAUAAUUAUAUUUAUCUUAUUACCAAUAAUGUACAAUUUAUA
This is a messenger RNA of Hemicordylus capensis (graceful crag lizard), 4254 nucleotides long. It is a transcript of the gene CCDC116, whose product is annotated as coiled-coil domain containing 116. Gene Ontology annotation, cellular component: centrosome. The coding region runs from base 539 to 3064 and encodes 841 amino acids. The transcript is spliced from 5 exons. The record is from RefSeq and is a predicted model, not a curated record. Lineage: Eukaryota; Metazoa; Chordata; Lepidosauria; Squamata; Cordylidae.